This is a messenger RNA of Dendronephthya gigantea, 705 nucleotides long. RefSeq names its product glutamic acid-rich protein-like. The transcript is spliced from 4 exons. The record is from RefSeq and is a predicted model, not a curated record. Lineage: Eukaryota; Metazoa; Cnidaria; Anthozoa; Malacalcyonacea; Nephtheidae. Bases 262 to 705 code for a protein of 147 amino acids.
UUAAUUGAGCAUUGCUACUUUUUUAAGCAUCGAUAGCCGUUGCGUUUACAUUGUCCCACAUGGAGAAUUUAUGGAGAAGUUUAUUAAUUUACCGGGCAAACAUUUGCGUAAUCAAUUUCGUAUCAAUACUGUUGGUAUAAUCUGCUACAAAAACGCAAGUUAAGUCCUGUGCGACGACAGUGCGACAGACUCGUCUCAAGUGCAAGACCAAAACUUCGAGGAAUUAGCAAGAGAAAGUUUUAAGAAGAUUAGAAGAGAAACAUGAAGACUAUUAAGUUGUUGAGCAUCCUUUUGGUGGCAAUGGCCUGCGUUUCUGCAGUUAAUUGUGAAGAGGAGGGAAGUUACUAUGACGACAAUGCACCAAAAGUGGAGAAUGAUUAUGCGAAGAAUGCAGAUGUGUCAGCUGACAGAAGUCUCGCUGGCGAAGAAUAUGAUGACGAUGUCAAGGGGGAAGAGACGGAAGCCGACGAAUACCUGACGGAAGAUAAUGAAGAACAGACGGAAGUCGACGAAGAUGAGGCCGAAGCAGACGAUUACAAGACGGAAGCCGAUGGAGAAGAGACAGGCAAAGACACAACGAGAGGAAUAACAGCUGAUCUAUCCAAUGGUGAACAAGACGACACAAAACGCGGUGAGUAUAGCAAACACAAUGUCUUAAUUUCGUGUGGAAUCAUACACAACUCAAUUAAAGCCAAGAACUGUUGA